Molecule: messenger RNA, 1005 nt
Organism: Fonsecaea multimorphosa CBS 102226
Lineage: Eukaryota; Fungi; Ascomycota; Eurotiomycetes; Chaetothyriales; Herpotrichiellaceae
Exons: 1
Coding region: 1-1005 (334 amino acids)
Biological process (GO): cytochrome c-heme linkage
Cellular component (GO): mitochondrion
Molecular function (GO): holocytochrome-c synthase activity
Source: RefSeq, a predicted model, not a curated record
AUGGGCUGGUGGAAAGCAGAUCCCGGCCCAGCGCCUGAAGUGCUGCAAGCGCCACCACCCGCAGUAUCGUCAAUCCCUCCCCAUGCUCAAUUCAACCACCCACAACAUCCCUCGAUAGAUUCCGCUUCAGCUUCAGCUUGCCCCGUCGACCCCAAGACUCGAGAAAUAUGGCUCCAACAGGCCCAACAGAUGAAAAGGCCACAAUCACCAGUAGAAGCAACGCAGACGCGUGCACAGACAUCACAGCCUUCCCUCCCGGCCUCGCAUCCUCCACUACCCAGCAGGCCGGCGGCAACAAUAUCGUCCCAAGAAUGCUCCUCAGACCGCAUCUCCCAGGGGCCUAGCCUGGAGACUCACUCACCGGCGUCGUACCAACCCGCACAGCCCCUCUCGCACGGCCGGGUAGUCUCCUCCAUCCCACGCGCAUUCCCCCAACAAUCCGCACAAGAACCCUCUCAUCAGACACCAACAAGUACAAGCACACCAGCAAACUCCGAAUCCGAAACGGGCGCCUCCGCAGGCGGCAACUGGAUCUACCCGUCUGAGCACCAAUUCUUCCACGCCGUGAUGCGCAAACAGACGCUCUCGUCCUCCAACCCUUCCGACCUGGCCCAGUCAAUUUCGUCCAUCAUCCCCAUCCACAACGCCGUCAACGAACAGGCCUGGGUACUCAUAAAACGGUGGGAGAAAGGGACAUCGGACGCCUGCGGGGGCCCAAAAUUGCUCUCCUUCCAAGGGCUGGGCGCCGGAGCCAAAUCGCCAAAAGCCAGAUGGAACUCUCUAUGGGGUUAUACCGAACCCUUUGAUCGUCACGACUGGGUCGUCCAGCGCUGCGACGGGAGCAAAGUCGAGUAUGUCAUUGAUUUCUACCAGGGCAAGGCUUCCGAAAGCAAGAACGGAAAGCAAGGAAACAGCGCUCUAAAUUUCUACCUGGACGUGCGGCCCAAGCUAAAUACUAUGGAAGGGUGGAGGAUGAGAGCAGAACAGUUGUUCGGAUUGAGAUGA